Cynocephalus volans (Philippine flying lemur) is the source of this 769-nucleotide messenger RNA. Its product is annotated as oocyte-expressed protein homolog. Bases 84 to 530 code for a protein of 148 amino acids. Lineage: Eukaryota; Metazoa; Chordata; Mammalia; Dermoptera; Cynocephalidae. Gene Ontology annotation, molecular function: RNA binding. Gene Ontology annotation, cellular component: protein-containing complex. Gene Ontology annotation, biological process: establishment or maintenance of apical/basal cell polarity; embryonic pattern specification. The transcript is spliced from 4 exons. The record is from RefSeq and is a predicted model, not a curated record.
AAAGACUUCCGUUUCUCUUCAUCUGGACCUCCUGCUACUUGGGCUUCCUUAAAACAUGGUGGCUGGCUUCCAACAGUCCCAGCAUGGUCGACGACGCUCGUGCUGCUGAGGCCCAGCAGGACAAAGGCCCGCAGGCCCGCGCCCUGGCGAGGCUGCCCGGGUUGCCGCUCCAGCCACCUCGGCUUCGCGUCCGGCCGUGGUGGUUUCCGGCGCAGGCGCUGAGCGACCCUCUGGUGUUCCACCUGGAGGCCUGGCUGGCGGACGCUGUCUUCGGCCCUGACCGAGCCAUAAUUCCAGAAAUGGAGUGGAUGAGCCAGGCCCUGCUGACGGUGGAUAUAACAAGCUCCAGGAACCUAGUGGAAAUCACCGUCUUCGGACGGCCCCGAGUACAGAACCGGGUGAAGAGCAUGCUCCUGAGCCUGGCAUCAUGGCACCGAGAACAUCGUGUCCGAGCUGAGAAGAUGAAACGACUUGAGGAGUUCUUGAAGUCCCGUGCAUCAGAUUCCCACACUCCCCAGCAUCCUAUUUAAAACGGCAUGAUUAUCGUUAGGAGCUUUACAGGAACAGUCCUGCUUCUGCUACUAAAGCUGAAGAGAAGCAAGUAUACUUAAGUCUCUGCAUACCUUUUUCCGGUAUCCCGAUGGAUAAUGGUUUAUUUUGUUGCAAAUGCGAGUUUGUAGAGCUGUCCUAAUGAAGAAAUGGAUUUAUUUGUCCAAUGACGUAAAGAUCUUUGCUCAUUUAAAAUAAAGCAAAUUUAUAAAGGAGAAUA